ACUUGCACAGAUUGCAGUUGCGUCUCAUAUAUGAAGAGACUCUUCACACCACAACCAUCAAAAGAAUUCAUCUGGAAAACCGCCCUAAAUUCCACGAUUGCUCAAUAAUGCUGCACGCUCACUUGUGAAACUUCAGCGGACACGCAUGAGGAUCAGAGCGAUUUCUGGCUUUGAGUCUGUGAAGGAACUAUGAUGCUUAACUUAUUAUUUCAGAGCGCAUGUAAAAAGUGAAUAAUCCAUCUGCAGUCUACUUCAUCCAGGUCGCCCUUCAUCCAGCAUGCUCACUCUGACAGUAGUAUUUCUUCUCGUGGGCAAAGUCUUGUCUACACAGAAUUCAUGUCCUUCAGGGGCGUUCACCACCAGUGGGGAGUGCUGCAAACAAUGCCAACCCGGGGAAGGGAUGGGGGAGCCCUGCGGAGCGAGACAGACAGUGUGUGAACCGUGUCUCGACAGCGAGACAUUCUCAGAGAACUUCAGCCACACGGAGCAGUGCCAGCCGUGUACACCAUGUUCUGAACUAACACGCAUGCUGGCGCCCUGCACUGAUGCCAGUGACGCGUUUUGUGUCUGCGACUAUGGGUUCUUCUUCAGCAAAGUGACGAGCCGCUGUGAGGCCUGCACGGUGUGCCCUGUGGGCCAGGGUGUGCUGAUGCGCUGUAAUUUUGACCUUGACACGGUGUGCGAGGAGUGCGUGGAUGACACGUAUUCAGAUCAGGAGACCUCUUUUGACCCCUGCAUGCCCUGCACCGUCUGUGAUCAGCCUGAGAUGGAGUUGAAAAGCUGCACGCCUCUCAGUGACGCUGUCUGCCAAGAUGUAGAUCCUCCUAACAGCUCAAUCGUUCCUUCUCCUCUUCCAUAUGCUACACCUUCUCCUCCUCCUUUUUCUUCUCCCUCUUAUUCUUCUUCUCGUGCUUCAUCAGAUGUCUUGUAUACAACCAAGUCUCCUCCUGACAGUCCUACGGAGAGCGUGACCACGGCUGACCCUGGGCUGAAGAGACUCCAUGGGCUGAGUGACAACCUCAUUCCCAUCUACACCUCUAUACUGGCUGCAGUUCUGUUGGGCCUGGUGGCCUUCAUCAUCUUUAAACGGUGGAACAGUUGUAAGCAGAACAAGCAAGGAGCCAAUAAUAGAGCAUGCAGCGCAAACCCCAGUCAGACCCCUUCUCCUGAGGGAGAGAAACUCCACAGUGACAGCGGCAUCUCAGUGGACGGUCAGAGCUUACAGGAGGGCCAGGGGCCUCCACAUACAGUGGUCAAGAUAGAUGGAGGUUCGGCCCUUUCCUUGCCCUUACACACACGGGAGGAGGUUGAGAAACUGCUCAAUCAUACCUGUGAAGGGGAGGAGUCAGGAGCCAAUGAGGAAACCGAUUGGUGCAGCCUGGCAGGUCUACUGGGAUACAAAGAAGAACACAUUGCUAAUUUCAAGCAGGAAGAAAGGCCCAUCCAAGCCCUUCUGUCUCAUUGGGCGAGCCAGGAUUCGGCUAACAUUGAUACGCUUUGCACAGCACUGAAGAAGAUCAAUAGAGAGGAUAUCGCGCAGAGCAUCACAGUAAAACCAACUGCUACAUCUACCGUAUGAGAAAACAUGAGCUUGCAAACACACACAUUCUCCCAAGCGCUCAAAUACACACCUUACAUUGCCUUCAGCAUACUCCGAUGUUGAUGUAUCACCUGUGAAGUUGAUGUAUCACUAUAUCCUUAACGUUAGGCUGUAAACUCAAGCGAUGUUUCCCUUUACCCUUGAUUAUGGCCAAACUGUGUGCAAAGAAUGCACAAUUUAGUAAAUAUUGUUUGCAUGUUCCUUUAAUUUGAGGAAAGCCAUAUGGACUCGAACAUGGAUAUUCAUGUCUUUCCUGAAGAAAUUCACCAUAAAUGACUCAUCAAAUCAAAAUCAUUCAUUUUCUGUUUAACACAUUUCAUCAUCACAACAAUACAAACUACACACCACAUCCAUCUUUAGCAUACCGAUCAUUAUGCUUAAGUAUAAGUUAAAAAAAUGUUUUUUAGCAUUCUUUAAUCCAUUUGUCUGUCUCUGUACGGAAACCUCUAUGUAACAUCCAUAAUGCAUACCGUAAUGCAUAUGCUAAUGAUAUGUCAAAUGUGGCCAGUUCAGUCAUUGUCUAUGCAUUGAGUGUACCAUAACCACUAACCAUAUCCACUGAUUAUAUCCUGUCAGAGUUUGACCCCUGACCUCUCAUGUACACAGUCGAUGUUGUGCUCCUGUGCUUUAAAUACAACCAGAUACAGUAUGAGAAGAGCCAGUCAUAGACAAAUGAAUAAGAGAAGUCAUAACACUCAAUAUGGAGACUGUAAAAAUUGUGGAAAUUUACAGUUUUUCUGUCAUGUUAGCUAAAGAACCUAGAUUUAUGAUGCCAUUAUUGUCAGAUUUUUGCUUAUUUGAUUGUAAACUAAAUCAGAGCCCUGAUUUACUACUUGCUAUUGCUAGUCUGUGCCAGGUGGUAUUAGGGAGAGGAACAUUUUCAUCAUAGAGAGCAUUGGAUUGGACCAAACAUUGUGUAGCACGCAAUAUUUUCUGUAAUUUAAAGGUAGUAAAAAUAUCUGGUAAAUUUUUAUUUGAAUGUCAACUUAGAAGUAUAAUGGCAAAUAGAUGAACUAAAAGUAUUAAUGGGUCUUUAAAGCUACUCUAUCAUGAGUAAUCAACUGCAUUUAUUGUUUCCAGGUCAGCAAUAGAGAGGAAUGUUUCAGUAAGAGUUCAACUGUCA
Messenger RNA from Sinocyclocheilus grahami, 2723 nucleotides. Its product is annotated as tumor necrosis factor receptor superfamily member 16-like. Gene Ontology annotation, molecular function: nerve growth factor binding; coreceptor activity; death receptor activity. The transcript has 6 exons. The coding region runs from base 278 to 1579 and encodes 433 amino acids. NCBI's taxonomy places the organism in Eukaryota, Metazoa, Chordata, Actinopteri, Cypriniformes, Cyprinidae. Gene Ontology annotation, biological process: Rho protein signal transduction. Gene Ontology annotation, cellular component: cell surface; plasma membrane. The record is from RefSeq and is a predicted model, not a curated record.